This is a messenger RNA of Adineta ricciae, 3021 nucleotides long. The record is from the annotation of a GenBank genome assembly. NCBI's taxonomy places the organism in Eukaryota, Metazoa, Rotifera, Eurotatoria, Adinetida, Adinetidae.
AUGGCAAACAACGAUACAGAACUAUCGUUAUUUCAACGACUCUCGAAACGAGAGAAUGUAUUUAUUUCAAGUGAUGAACUUGAUGUUAUUAAUACUCGAUUUGGAGUAUAUCAAGCUGGCUCAACGGACAACGAUAUGAAAACAUUUGGUUCUAAACUUUUGUGUCAAGGCUACGAUGUCAUGAAGAAUGUUUCUCGUACAACUGGAUCUUCGUCGUACUUUGUUAAACGUGGCUCCAUCAAUAUCUUUGGGGCAUCAACAGGAAGCAUGUUGUCAUCUGUAUGUCGACAAUACAACACUAAUGUUCAAUCCGACGGCACCAUUAGCCGGUAUUUAUUCAUCACAACAUCUGUGUACAAAACUUCAAACGAUCUACCAUCUGAAAUUCUGUCUGUACAACCAAAUAUCGUACACGUUUUAAUUGUACUUCGCCUAUUGGCAGAACACAAGCCGAUGUUUGUAUUUGCUCAACAUCAAUCUCCAAUUAGUUCACCACAGCCAAUUAUUGUUCCACCGGAUAUAGAAGAAGCACGAAAAGAUGUCGUAAAUCCAAUUCCAACAACGGAACCGAUAUCGAAUAUAAAGCCGAGUGUAAUUGUUGGCGUUAAAGAAGUUGACGUCGAACAAGAUGGAUCGGUAAUAUCUCCUUACAAUGCCGUUCGUCGUAUUAUUGAAGCUGAACAUCAGAAAUCAUUGCAAUGCGAUACCAAGGGCAAUCCGAUUUAUACACCUUUACAACGAGCAUUUCAACGAAAGAGCAGCAAUAAAUUGGCCCGUUUAGCUGGAUUGUGUCAAGCGAUGUCAUAUGCCAUUCAAUUAUGUUUUGAAUGCAUUAACAUAGUUCGAUUUGGUGAUGGACUUUAUCUCAAGGAAUAUAUCGACGACGAGCAAACCAGCUGGCUGAUGAAAUUUCAUGAUACUGUCAAAGUACUGAUCGAACGAGACGUUGCAGUGGCUCCAAAAUUUGGAAGUGAUCAACGUCCUUUAUUUGUCAUUGAAAAACCAGCCGUACAUGCUUCAAAUAUGCUUUACCAAUAUACUUCAUCGACAAUUUCGGCUCUUUUCGACGGAACAUCAAUGAAUAGCAAUGAAACAUCGAGCAAUGACAAUAAUAUUUCGAUUGCUGGUGAUUUGUCAGCAGAUGCUUUUUACGAACAUCAAUGCAUAUUACUGAAAAUGACGUCACCAAUUCUUAUUAAGGCUUGGUUCAGCAAUGACAUAACCGGUCUUCCGUUCACCAAAAUAUUUAGCAGUUAUCGAAAAUCCAAAAACAAAAUGUCCAAACUUAGUCGAGCUGUUGACGAAUUAGUUCAAAAUGAUAUUCUGCGAAAAGGCUUACAGAAUACUCGACAUAUUGUUGCCGCACGAAAAGAAACUUAUCUAAAAGCAUCGCCAACUACUAUUCGUGGCAAUGCCGACAUGCUCAACUAUCUGCUGUCAAUUGGUAUCGACAUCGAUACGUAUGAACAUACAUAUCUCUCGUCGCCGUUACCAAUGCACAUGGAGUUAACUACAUUUGCUGUUAAUUCAAUUCUAUUCAACGACGAUUAUAUUCAAUAUUGUCAUUUAUUCAAUGAUGCUCGUAUCGAAAAAGAAAUGGAAGACCGAUUAUCAAAAGAAGUGGUGCAAUACAGAAUGUCAUUAGGUCGAAAGCAAUACUAUGUGCCAUCGAUGUCUCAAACUGCUGAACGUGAUAAUUUCAAUGUUGAAAACAGCCAACCGUAUGAUGCUGAUCAAACACCAACUGACAAUAACGAUGGCAACGACGAUAAUAAUGGUGAUGGCGUAUUGGCGGCUUUAAUUUUCGAAUCACAUCGACCAACUAAUAAUUCAUCGCCAAUCACGACUUCAGCUCGCUCUGAAAACUCCUCUGUCUUAACUGAAAUUUUGAACACAAACUUUACUACUGCACCACAAUACAACAACUUUAUCGAUCAAAUAACUGGACCUGAUAGUCAACUUCAAAACGAAAUUUUACCAUCAGUUGAUGAUAUUAUGAGUCGACUAACAAACAUGCUUGAUUAUGACCCACUCAAUAUCGAACAGUCAAAUCCAAUAUCAAUUACAACGGAAAAGAUUCCUGAUGAUCGAGUGUCUUUUUAUCAAAAUAAAUCAAAAGCAAUCACUUGUGAACAGAACCAAUAUCGGUCGGUAUUGUCCAAUAUCGAGACAUUAUCGGCUAGUGUUAUCAAUAACAGUGACACUCUUUUACCUGGUGAACCGGCAUCAAAUGAUACGGCCAUAUUGUUGGAUAAUAUGAGUUCUCAACAAACAUUGGAAUUACUUUCCAAUUUACUUCAAAAUAAAAAACAUUUAGUAAAGAGAAUAUUGGACGAAGAAAACGAUGAUGCUUCCCCGAAGCGAUCGAGAAAUAAUGGAAGCGAAGAAAUCGCAGCACCAUUCACCGAUAUGCAUUUAAGUGGAACACUUUCAUCGGCAUCUGUUCCGACGGAAUCAAACACUACCGACGACGGUGGUCAAGUUCGCGAUGAAGAUAUUCAAGAGGCCUAUCAAAAAAUAAUUCUAAAUGAUGCUAUUGUUAUGUCACGAUCGGAUGUUUGCAGCAAACUUAAGCACAUCAAAAACAUUAACAAAUCUCGUGAUCAAAUCAUUGCAAACUUAGUUACUGAUGGAUUAUUAAUCAAAGGCAAUUGGUUUGCCAGCAAGAAAGUAAAUGGUAAUAUCGAGCUUCUGCCGGGCUUUUUAAAGGCAUUGCCGAAAAAUAAUCCACAAGAUCAACUUGAUUUUGGUCGCUUGUUGGCAAAAUAUAAGGUACAUUAUAAAGAUUAUGAAGAAUCAUUCAAGAAAAACGAGACCGAUGAUUUUCCUCGUAUACUUACUGCUGCUGAUGUCAAACAUAAAACAUGGUUGUUUUCAAAUGUGUUGGUCGAUUUUAUCGGGAAGAAUGGCUUUCUUAACGAGCGUAUAACACUUGAUCCAUCGGCAGUCAUUCAAGAGAAAAACACUCCACCUGUGAGAACCAAACGCGAUCGGAAACCAAAACAACGCUAUUCGCCAUAA